AUGACCACUAUCCUCUUUGUUCCUGGAGCCUGGAUCACUCCGGCGUUCUACCAGCCAUUUAUCUACGCUCUGAGGGUCGCUGGAUACGAUGUCCACUACGCGGGAUACCCCUCGUUAGACCCCAAGGACCCACUCGUUACCGAUUGCCAGGCCGACACCGAUGCUAUUACUGGGAUUCUCCGGUAUCUGGUCGAGGAUGAGGGCAAAGAUGUUGUGGUUUUUAUGCACUCCUAUGCCGGCAUGCCCGGCUCUGCGGCCGCUAGCGGGCUAGCCAAAUCGCAGCGGGCACAAAAGGAAAAUGCUGGUGGUGUUAUUGGGCUCAUAUUCCUGGGUGCCUUUGUCGUGGCCGAAGGCCUCAGUUGUGCCGGUCUUCAGGGCGGAAACCUCCCCGCCUGGAUCUUGCCCGAUCAGCCAUCGGCGAAUCUCAAUAUCGUGGAUGAUCCUAUUAGAAACUUUGCGGCCGAUGUCGAUCCCCACUUGGCCAGGUCUCUGGUCGCAGCAGUCGAACCACAUUCCACCUUGGCUUUCACCUCACCCCAGCCACAUCCGGCCUGGGCGGAUGAGGCGUUCCAGGGGCGUUUGGCGUUUAUAGUCACUACAGAGGAUGUUGCGGUGCCACAGGAAGCGCAAUCUGGCAUGAUGGCCGCCACAGAGAAGGCGUGGAUCAUCAGGGAAAUAGCGUCUAGUCACUGCGCGCCGUUUGCCAAUCGAAUCGACGAGACGGUGGGACUAAUGCGGGGGAUUAUUGGCCAAUUCAUAUAA
Penicillium vulpinum is the source of this 762-nucleotide messenger RNA. Its product is annotated as alpha/beta hydrolase. NCBI's taxonomy places the organism in Eukaryota, Fungi, Ascomycota, Eurotiomycetes, Eurotiales, Aspergillaceae. Bases 1 to 762 code for a protein of 253 amino acids. The transcript is spliced from 2 exons. The record is from RefSeq and is a predicted model, not a curated record.